Molecule: messenger RNA, 3012 nt
Organism: Oryzias latipes (Japanese medaka)
Lineage: Eukaryota; Metazoa; Chordata; Actinopteri; Beloniformes; Adrianichthyidae
Product: ceramide transfer protein
Biological process (GO): ER to Golgi ceramide transport
Molecular function (GO): lipid binding
Source: RefSeq, a predicted model, not a curated record
AGCGCCCCUGCGCAGCAGGUCUGAGCACGCGCCUCAUGAUCACAGGGAGCUCCGUGUUUGGCUGUAGAAGAUGGCGUUGCGCUACUCAGCGAAGCUCUCCCCCGUUUUUCAGGGUGAAACAGACGUUAGGGCCGCGGUGUUUCUGUAAUUGAAAGGGCAGACAAGGACUCUUGGACUGUAAAUAAUCGACUCAACCAUUUCCACCCCGAAAUUUUCGAUUUAAAAAAAAAAUUUUUUUUUACGGAGGGCUGCUUCAGGUAUUUGGCGAACGCUAAAAAGUUGACAACUGCCGUUCAGUUCACCUGCACCGAUUGGGCGCUAAACGAGUCCAGUACGCUAAAGCUACGAGCUAGCCGCUGUCGCCGGGUCUGUCGAGGUUCGGAGGCUUUAAUCCGGUCGCUCGGAGCAGCAUAAGUCCGUGAACUGUUGCAUUUCCGACGAGAACGGUCCGUCUGACCUCGCGAUACUCCUGAAAGUGUGUGUUAUUAUUAUUAUUUUUAAUCAAAUAUUAGUCAAAACGUUAAAAGAUGUCCGAUAACCAGAGCUGGAACUCCUCCGGGUCUGAGGAGGACCUGGAGCCCAAGGAGGAGUACGGACAGGCGGCUGGGGUCGCGGAGUUCAGCGGAGUCCUGAGCAAAUGGACAAACUACAUCCACGGCUGGCAGGACCGCUGGGUUGUGCUGAAAAACAACACGCUGAGCUACUACAAGUCCCAGGAUGAGACGGAGUACGGCUGCCGGGGUUCCCUCUGUCUGAGCAAGGCUGUCAUCACUCCUCACGAGUUUGACGAGUGCCGGCUGGACAUCAGCGUGAACGACAGCGUGUGGUACCUGAGAGCCCACGACCCGUACCACAGGAACCAGUGGAUCGACUCCAUCGAGCUGCACAGAAACCUCAGGGCAGGGAGGACAGAGAGGUCAGGAGUCCUGGGAUCAGUGCUCAUCCCUCCAGUUUCGGUGGAUUCUGGGUAUGGCUCCGAGUCCAGCCUGCGCAGACACGGCUCCAUGCUGUCGCUCAUCUCCGCCACCAGCGGAUAUUCGGCCACCUCCACGUCCUCCUUCAAGAAGGGCCACAGCCUCCGAGAGAAGCUGGCAGAGAUGGAGACGUUCAGGGACAUCCUGUGCCGGCAGGUGGACACGCUGCAGAAGUACUUUGACAGCUGCGCCGACGCCGAGUCCAGAGACGAGUUCCAGAGAGACAAAAUCAUGGAGGAUGACGAAGACGACUUUCCCAGCACGCGAACAGACGGAGAGUUUCUGCACAACAACAACGGCAGCCGGGAGAAACUGUUCCAGACCCUCAGCCUGAAGGGCAUCAACGGUAUCGACUUCAAAGGGGAGGCCAUCACGUUCAAGGCCACCACCGCCGGGAUCCUCGCCACGCUGACGCACUGCAUCGACCUUAUGGUGAAGAGGGAGGACAGCUGGCAGAAGAGGCUGGAGAAGGAGAUGGAAAAGAGGCGAAGAAUCGAGGAGAGCUACAAGUCUGCUCUGACGGAUCUGAAGAAGAAGUCUCACUUUGGAGGUCCAGACUAUGAGGAAGGCCCCAACAGCCUCAUCAACGAGGACGAGUUCUUUGACGCCGUGGAAGCGGCUCUGGACCGCCAGGACAAGAUGGAGGAGCAGUGUCAGACGGAGAAGACCAGGGUCCAGAGGUCCAGCCCCGUUCCCCCCGGAGACGUGUACUCCAGCUCAGGGUCCCACCGCUUCGCAGACAAGCCUCAGGCUGUCAUAGUCAGGGCCGUUCCUCACGAGGUCCACAGAUUCAGCUCCGAGGUGGAGGAGAUGGUGCAGAACCACAUGACCUACUCCCUGCAGGACGUCGGAGGAGACGCCAACUGGCAGCUGGUGGUGGAGGAGGGAGAGAUGAAGGUGUACAGGAGGGAGGUGGAGGAGAACGGGAUCGUGCUGGACCCGCUGAAGGCCACGCACUCGGUGAAAGGGGUGACGGGUCACGAGGUGUGCCACUUCUUCUGGGACACGGCGUACCGCAACGACUGGGAGACCACGAUCGAGAACUUCAGCAUUGUGGAGACGCUGUCCGACAACGCCAUGAUCGUCUACCAGACGCACAAGAGGGUGUGGCCCGCCUCUCAGAGGGACGUCCUUUACCUGUCUGCCAUGAGGAAGAUGGUGACCAACAACGAGAACGAUCCCGACACCUGGCUGGUCUGCAACUUCUCGGUGGAUCACGACGACGCUCAGGUGAGCAGCAGGUGCGUCCGCGCCAAAAUCAACAUCGCCAUGAUCUGCCAGACCCUGGUCAGUCCACCAGAGGGCGACAAAGAGAUCAGCAGGGACAACCUCCUGUGUAAAAUCACCUACGUCGCCAACGUGAACCCAGGCGGCUGGGCGCCCGCCUCCGUGCUGCGGGCCGUGGCCAAGAGGGAGUACCCCAAAUUCCUCAAACGCUUUACGUCCUACGUGCAGGAAAAAACCGCCAGCAAACCCAUCUUAUUCUGAGGAGACCCGGACCUCCCACCUGUGCAGGACUUGAACCCUCAACCUGUGUGAACGUCCACUGAAAGCCACGAAAACUGAACAGAUGCUGCUGCUGUGCUGCUUAAGACGACGUAAACGACCUUUUAGACUCAAACAUUUCACUACUUUUGCAGAAUUCUUUAACGCGAGUCGUCAGAAAUGAUCGGUGCGUCUCUCUGAUGAAGCCGCUGGCGCUGAAGGAGAGACGCCGCCAUCACUUCUGUUCGCUCCGUUUGUAAAUAGCCUGACGGACUAUUCGGAUCCAAGCGCCUUCAUUUCUACAGGAACCAUGGGGGCGGGGUCAGCGAAGUGCCUCAGGGGCGGUUCCUCGUCUUCAAAUGUGAACGGAUGAUCCGGGUCUCGACGCUUCUCUGUAUUUUUUUAAUGUUCUCUGUCAUCGCUGCUCUCUACGGGGGAAACUUGAACGUCGGAUUUGAGUUCUUGAACUUGAACGUUGGCGGCGAUGAGGGGGGCGGGGCUUGAAUGUAAAUGUGUUCAGCUUCUGGUCAGAAUAAAACAUUUGCCUCCAUCA